This is a messenger RNA of Cuscuta campestris, 356 nucleotides long. The record is from the annotation of a GenBank genome assembly. Lineage: Eukaryota; Viridiplantae; Streptophyta; Magnoliopsida; Solanales; Convolvulaceae.
CAGCAGAUAGCUUCAGCCCAGAGCAGUGAUGAUUUCUGUAUCGAGACCGUUGGGCUCGUCUCCCAAGGAGAGAAGCCGGAUUUUGCAGUUCGAGAUGCUGAUACGGUCACACUUGAUGAAAAUCUUACGUAUGAGGAGGAGCCGGUUGAGAUUCUGGCUCGUGAGGUCCGUCAGUUGAGGAACAAAACCAUUCCGCUGGUCAAGGUUCUGUGGAGAAGUCAUACCGUCGAGGAGGCGACAUGGGAAACCGAGGAAUCCAUGCGCACUCGUUAUCCACAUCUUUUCAGUGACCUGUGAUCAGGUAAAUUUCGAGGACGAAAUUUUCUUAAGGGGUGGAUAAUUGUAACGCCCUGCAA